Messenger RNA from Aethalodelphis obliquidens (Pacific white-sided dolphin), 3870 nucleotides. It is a transcript of the gene MEIS3, whose product is annotated as Meis homeobox 3. Gene Ontology annotation, molecular function: DNA binding. The record is from RefSeq and is a predicted model, not a curated record. NCBI's taxonomy places the organism in Eukaryota, Metazoa, Chordata, Mammalia, Artiodactyla, Delphinidae. Bases 823 to 1959 code for a protein of 378 amino acids. Gene Ontology annotation, biological process: regulation of DNA-templated transcription. The transcript has 13 exons.
AGAGAGAGACAGGGACCUGGGGCGGCCGGGAGGGGGACAGGCGUAGAAGACCCGAGCGCGCGACGUGUAGAGAGGAAGGCAGGAGGGGUGGGGACCGAGGCAGACCAGACGCUGCGAGACUCCCAUACAAAAAACCGCCCCCGAGAGCGGCCGCAGCCCCCGGGAGUGGGGAGGGCGACGGGAGGGGAGGGGCUCCGGGCGCUCCCGCCCCGCCCCGCCCCGCCCCGCCCCUCCAGCGGCCGAGCCGCCGGCGGACAGUGGGUUAAGCAUCUCCGCUGUGGAACUUCCGGAUGUGACCACAGAGAGAGGGAGAGACCGGGAGAGGGGGAGAGGGGGAGAGAGGGAGAGACGGAGCCGCCAGCAUCCCUCCGGCCCGCCAACGCCGGGACCCCGCACCGCGCUGGGAGCCGCCGCCCGCCGCCCGCCCCCCGGGCCGGGCCCCCUCGCGCCCCCCUCUCCCCCGCCUCUCGGUCUGUGGAUCUCGGGCUGGUUCCAUCCUCCCAGGACCCGGGGGAGGGACUGGGGGCCCCGGGGAGGGGGCCUCGGGCGGCCCUCCCCCGCCUUCUCGCCCCUGCCCUCGCUGGCAGGAGCCCCUAGCUGUGACCCCCGCGGGGGCAGGAGGCUGGGGGUCCAUGCUCGGAGCCUCCGUACGGCCCGGCGCCUGCCGCUGACGGCGGUGGGGGUGGGGGGGCCGGGCACCCAGCCUCCUGCCCCACCCCCUGGCGUCGGCCCCUCGGGCCAUCUGGGGCCGCUGCCCCUGGCUGCGCCCUCCCCGCCGGCCAGGCCCUGGAGGGACCCGGGAGCUGCCGCCGGCAUCAGCCCAUGGCCCGGAGGUACGAUGAGCUGCCCCACUACCCCGGCAUCGUGGACAGCACUGCAGCCCUGGCUGGCUUCUCGGAGGCAGUGCCCUCGGCACCGAGAGCCCCCGGGCCCUACGGCCCCCACCGGCCUCCCCAGCCCCCGCCCCUGGGCUUGGAUAGUGAUGGCCUGAGGAGGGAGAAGGAUGAGAUCUACGGACACCCGCUCUUCCCGCUGCUGGCCCUGGUCUUUGAGAAAUGUGAAUUGGCCACGUGUUCUCCCCGUGAUGGGGCUGGGACUGGGCUGGGCACACCCCCAGGCAGUGAUGUAUGCUCCUCCGAUUCCUUCAAUGAGGACAUCGCAGCCUUUGCCAAGCAGGUCCGCUCCGAGAGGCCUCUCUUCUCCUCCAACCCGGAGCUGGACAAUCUGAUGAUACAAGCCAUUCAAGUGCUCCGUUUCCACCUGCUGGAGCUGGAGAAGGUCCACGACCUGUGCGACAACUUCUGUCACCGCUACAUCACCUGCCUCAAGGGAAAGAUGCCCAUCGACCUGGUCAUCGAGGAUCGGGACGGCGGCUGCAGGGAGGAUCUCAACGACUACCCGGCCUCCUGCCCGAGCCUCCCAGAUCAGAAUACUACAUGGAUUAGAGACCAAGAAGACAGCGGGUCUGUACAUUUGGGGACCCCGGGUCCAUCCAGCGGGGGCCUGGCCUCCCAGAGUGGUGACAACUCCAGUGACCAAGGAGAUGGACUAGACACAAAUGUGGCCUCUCCCAGUUCUGGGGGAGAGGACGAAGAGCUGGACCACGAGCGCCGGCAGAACAAGAAGAGAGGGAUCUUCCCCAAGGUGGCCACCAACAUCAUGAGAGCCUGGUUGUUCCAGCACCUCUCGCACCCGUACCCCUCAGAGGAGCAGAAGAAACAGCUGUCCCAGGACACGGGGCUCACCAUCCUACAAGUCAACAACUGGUUCAUUAACGCCCGGAGACGCAUCGUGCAACCAAUGAUCGAUCAAUCCAACCGCACAGGCCAGGGUGCAGCCUUCAGCCCAGAGGGCCAGCCCAUGGGGGCCUACACGGAGACUCAGCCACAAGUGACUGUCAGGCCCCCAGGAUCAAUGGGGAUGAGUUUGAACUUAGAAGGAGAGUGGCAUUAUUUAUAGAGGCUGGAGUCAGGAGAAAUACCCCAACCUCUGGACUGUGACUGCCAGGUUCAUACCUGCUUCUGGUCGACGCCUGGCCCUCUGGCUUCAGGACCCCACCUCCUAUGGCCCCCCCAACUCAAUGCCUACCUCCCUGGGGCCCUGCCGGGACAUGAGGGGCCUGAGCACCCACUCGAGGGUCUCUCAAGGACAAAGACAAGGCCUCCAGGCCCUGUGCCCCACUUCUGCCCUCACCUCUGCCUGGAACCUGAGCUGAGAUCCUGGGCCUGGGAGUUCAGAAGAUGGCAGCUGGGUACCCCCCCACACCCCUAGGACAGAGAAGGGAUUGGGGGUGGGCUGGGGCCAUCAGGGAAGGAGGGUCACCCAGAUCCGACAUUUAGAGAGGUUCCCUUCAUCCUCCCAGCCCACCCUCUUUCCCCCUCCCCCACUCCCCUCUUGUGUUGUCUUCUACCUUUUUUUUUUAAGCAUAAAGUCUUAAAAACAAAAGGCCACCAACCUGAGUUCAUGGGUCUCUUCCAUGAUUCAAAUUCUCAUCAGUUUGAAGCUCAUGAAUCACUAAUUAUAAUAAUAAUUGAUGCUUUUUAUCCUGCUCUCUCCUCAGGCCCUCUGUAUGUAUCGGUUAGCUAUUGCUGUGUAACAAACCAUACCAAAGCUUCAUGGUUCAAAAGGCCAAUUAAUUUUUAGCACGUUAAUCUACAGGUUGAUGUAGUAGGCUGAGCUGGGCAGUUCUUGUGCUUCAAAAGGGCUCUCUUGUGUAUCUGUGGCCAGCCACAGGUCAGCAAGGGGGCUCUGCUGGCAGGCAGUGGGGACAACAGGAGUGACUGGGCUACAUGGUAACAUACCCCAGCAGGCUGACCUUGUUUGUGGAAAAUGACCAGCUCAGUCCCCCUUCGGGGUGUCCGUCCUGGCUGUUCCCUUUGCCUGGGACACCUUCCUGGCUCAGAGGUCACCUCUGCAAAGACAGGAACAGCCAAACCAAAGCACCCCGCUCUGUCCACCACUCUCUCUCACCUCAUUCCCUGUCCCCCAUCACCCCCUCCCUGGAAUUCUUUCCAUCACUUAUUUGCCUAUUCAUUGUUGGCUGGAACCUCAGCACUUCCAGAAGGCAGGAGUUUGUCCCUCUCUGUCACUGUGGUGACCUGGGGCCUCAGACAGCAAGCACCCUAUACCCAGCAGGUGCCUGGGAAACAGGUGGAGAACGGAGGAAGAAAUUCCAUAGUUCUGAGACUCAGCCGCCUUCACCUCGUCAUUCAUUCCUCCUGGCCACGGGUAUGCCCUGGACACGCACCCUCUGCUCGUCCCUGCACUUGAGUGAACAAACCCAAGACCUUGCCCUGGGGGAGCGGACGUCCUAGUGGGGAAGACCCACGAUGGGCCAAAUAAAUGAGCACAUCAUUUAGUCUGUUAGAAGCUGACAGUGUCAUAAAAAGCAGAGCAGGGUAGGGAUGGGAGUACAGGUGCCUCUUUUACACAUUUAUUUACCCUUUCUCUAGUUCGUGUUGUGCCAGGCUCUGUUCCAGGAGGUUUAUACCUAUCGAUCUGGUAAACGCUUACCACUAAGCCCCAGGAGGAGGUAUGAUCACUGGCCACAUUUCCCAGAUCAGGAAACUGAGGUCCAGAGAAGUGAAAUCGUUCGCCCGGGGUCACAGAGCUGGAGAGUGGCUGUUCCCAUUAGAACCCAGGCAGGCUGUGAGCUAACCACUUGCCUCACAACCCCUCAUUUUUAAAAAUAGAAUUCUAAGAGUCUAUGAUUUCUAAAGGGCCUAUAUCACCGAUUGUUUUCUGAGUUACAAAUUGUUUUGGUGACUAUGAUUACAGUUUGUCUCUCCCCAAACUCCCGGGGACUGAAGUGGGAUGGACGAGGGAUAUACAGCAAGAAGGACUUCUGACACCUCUUCUCCCCACUUUUAA